This is a messenger RNA of Fusarium oxysporum Fo47, 2446 nucleotides long. Its product is annotated as glycosyltransferase. The transcript is spliced from 11 exons. Gene Ontology annotation, biological process: carbohydrate metabolic process. NCBI's taxonomy places the organism in Eukaryota, Fungi, Ascomycota, Sordariomycetes, Hypocreales, Nectriaceae. The record is from RefSeq and is a predicted model, not a curated record. Gene Ontology annotation, molecular function: hexosyltransferase activity; UDP-glycosyltransferase activity. The coding region runs from base 1 to 2415 and encodes 804 amino acids.
AUGUCUUUAGACAACAUACCAGCCAAAGUCAUAUCGGGCCAGGCGCCUAAAGAUCAACCAAGUGAAAUACCGGAGGUUGCGCCUCCGUAUGCGCUCCACUGUUCGGGCGCCCUUCUGUCAAAUUCCACAACUAUCAACCCCGAUGCCACCUUCAAUGUCAACUUCUCGUCCACGUCGCCAGAACAGUUGACCCGAGUCCUACCUCCGCUCCCAUCGCCCUCUUGCGAACCGCCCGUUGCUACUGCCGCUAGGUGUCCGCCACUAAACAUCGUGAUCCAGGUGGUUGGCAGUCGAGGAGAUGUACAGCCGUUCAUUGCACUCGCUACGGCCUUGCUGCGAUAUGGUCACCGCGUUCGACUCGCGACCCACGACACAUUUGCCAGUUUUGUAAGAUCGUCCGGCAAUGGCCUUGAGUUCUAUCCAAUUGGAGGAGACCCCGAGGAUCUCAUGUCCUACAUGGUUCGGAACCCCGGGCUUGUCCCGUCCCUAGAAAGUCUCCGCGGGGGUGAUAUCUCGCGAAAGCGACAAAUGAUGCGAGAAAUGUUGCAAGGCUGUUGGAGGUCGUGCUUCGAACCAGACGAAAUCUCCCAUAAACCCUUUGUUGCUGACGCCAUCAUCGCCAACCCCCCCAGUUUUGCCCAUGUGCACUGCGCACAAGCGCUCGGAAUACCAGUCCACAUGAUGUUCACCAUGCCCUGGACUGCGACGAGGGCGUUUUCGCACCCUCUGGCAAACGUCCAAAGCGACAACGUGGACCUCAAAGUGUCCAAUUAUCUGAGCUUUGGAGCGGUUGAACUAAUGACGUGGCAAGGCUUAGGAGACGCCAUAAACCAGUGGAGGCGGCAUGAUCUGUACUUGGAUCCUCUGCCGGCCAGCGUGGGCCCCGACAUUGUCGACAUGUUGAAAAUACCGUUCACGUACUGCUGGUCGCCUGCUUUGAUCCCGAAACCUAGCGAUUGGGGCUCCAAUAUAGGCGAGAGAAAAGAAUUCUAUAUUUGCGGAUUCUUCAUGCGCGAUGAGCCAUCCUACACACCGCCCGAUGAGCUUGCCGCCUUCCUCGCUGCUGGGCCUGAGCCUAUCUACGUCGGAUUUGGGAGCAUCGUGCUUGAGGACGCAGUCAGGAUGACUAACACCAUACUUGAGGCCUGUGGGUUGGCUGGCGUCAGGGUCAUCGUGUCCCGGGGCUGGAGUAAGCUAGGUGGCAGUGAUCCUAACACGGACGAUGUCUUAUAUCUUGGUGACUGCCCCCACGAAUGGCUCUUUAAACGUGUUGCAGCUGUUGUCCAUCACGGUGGAGCAGGCACCACAGCUUGUGGCCUCUACCACGCGCGUCCAACUAUCAUCGUGCCGUUCUUCGGCGACCAACCCUUCUGGGGCAACAUUGUUGCAGCAAACAAUGCCGGUCCGCGUCCGAUACCCCAUAAGUCCCUGACGCCCGACAACUUGGCAGCCGGCAUCAAGCUCUGUCUUGAGACCGAAACGCGCACCUCGGCUCAGGCCAUCGCCUCCCGAAUGCAUCAAGAAUGUGGCGUCGACAGAGCCGUUGAAUCUUUCCACCGCCACCUACCCGUGGAAGAUCUCACUUGCGACUUGCUGCCUCAACGCGCCGCUCGAUGGACGUACCACCCGCAAGGAGACCCGAAGCUUGGCGUUGUCAGGCUCUCCGAUGCCGCACUCAAAGUUCUUCUUGACCAAAAGCAACUGAAGAUUUCCAACGUCAAAGCACUACAACCCAAAGACUACGACGUUGAUCCGCAGCGACGGGACCCCCUGACUGCCAGUGCGUCGUCCUUGCUAGGCAUGAUGACGGACUUCACAAUGUCGCUCGGCGGGGCCUUCAUCGACCCUUACAAGGAGUACAAGCGCAGCCGAGCUAGUCGAGGCGAUGGUCCGGCCCCUAGCGUCUCCGCCGCGAGGGCCGUCGGACAGGGGCUCACCGGCAUGACGACUACGGUCGCAAAGGGCGCGCUCGUUGACGUGCCACUAGCACUGGCCGAAGGCUUGAAGAACACCCCGCGGCUCUAUGGCGAAACAGUCGAAGACCAUGGUACUGUCAAGGACUGGAAGAGUGGCGGUGUUGUUGCUGCAAAGAAUUUUGGGUCCGGAUUUUACCGCGGCAUCACCGGCGUCGUCACAAAGCCAAUCGAAGGCGCAAAAGCCGAAGGCACGGUUGGGCUCCUGAAAGGAAUUGGCAAGGGUUCCCUUGGCCUUGUUACCAAGCCAGGCAGUGCCAUGUUUGGUCUUGUCGCGUAUCCUGCGCAGGGUGCCUACAAAAGCGCCAGGGCCUUGAAUCAAAAGAAAGUUGAAGGCUUGGAGGCAGGGAGACUGUCCAGCUUGGAGUUGGCAGCUGGUUGUGUGCAUCCGUCAGAUAUUCCAGCUCUGGUGAAGGCCUUCAGAAGGAUAGAAUUGGCAUAAUAGAUGUUUUGGCCUAGCUUGGGUCCCGAAA